GGUGACGUAAUCGAUGUGCGCCGCCGGCGGCUUUCUUUUUUAUUUUUUCCUAGCAGGCGGCGGUAUCAACGGUUCUCUCGACAAGUAACUAGCAAAUUCUUUUAAUACAGAAUGCCUCUUCCUCCGGCACUUAUGGCCCGCUUGGCCAAGAGAGGGAUUGUUAAACCAACAGAUCAAGAUGCAGAUGAGGAGAUUAUMGCUGAAGAUUACGAUGACAACAAUGUCGAUUAUGAAUCCACCAGACUAGAGAACCUUCCUCCAAACUGGUACAAAGUGUUCGAUCCGUCCUGCGGUCUUCCUUACUACUGGAAUGUAGAGACAGAUAUGGUGGCCUGGCUUUCACCAAAUGACCCGACUGCAGUUAUAACAAAACCUGCCAAGAAAAUGAAGGUCAAUAAUCCCUCUCUCAGCUKUGGGAUUAGCGCAUGAAAUCAAGCUGCUAAUUAAAAUGAAUGUUUUAAUCUUCACAGGGGCUCUUGGUCAAGCGGCCUCCCCAAACGCAACGAAGCAAAGACGGGCGCAGACACGACGGCYGCAGGGCCGCUGUUCCAGCAGCGGCCGUACCCGAGUCCCGGGGCGGUGCUGCGAGCUAACGCCGCUAACCAUCCGCCCAAGGAGUGAACCGGGAUCCGGCGAAGACGGAAAAAGGUCCGGAAAGACGAGAGAUGGGAAAAGAUCCCGUAUGGACGGCCGCAAACACACAAACGUUGUUGCUAGCUCUUUAGUAUGGAAACACCUAAGGGACAUGGGGAGAUUUUUUUUUUUUGUUGCGUUACCUUGCAAAUGUACGACGGAAUAUUGGCGCCUUACAAAAAAUAAAUAAAAUUACAUAAAAUCAAAAUAAUACGAGAAUAGUCAUAUUUCAAGAAGUCGUAGUGUUAUGUUAAUAAGGAUAUUACGAUAAUAAAGUCAUAAUUUUAAGAGAAUAAAGCAAUAUUACCAGAACUAGUUGAAAUGUGAAAAUAUAGUAAAAAAGUCUAAAUAAUAAUAGUCAAAUGACUAUUCUCAUUAUUUAGACUAUUCUUGUACGAGUUUAUUUUUGUAAUUUGUUAUUCUUGUAAUAAAGUAAUAUCACUGUUAUUAAAGUAAUACUUAAUAUUACUUUAUCACUUCAUUACUGAUUAUUUUGGCUCAAUUAUUCCCUGCGAUUAGCAGCAAUUAAUCACAUCCAAACCAAAUAUUUAACUUCUCACCUGUUAAUAUUGUAAUGUGACUUUAUUCGCAUAAAUCUAAAGCUUUAUUGCUAUUAUUUCAACUGUAUUCUAAUAUGACAUCUCGUAAUGACUUCAUUCUCUUAUUAUGACUUCAUUCUUGUAAUUUUAUUUUCAGAUUUUUAGUUUGGCCCCAACUCUCCGUCGUACAAAAGUUUUYUUCGUUCCCUCGCAACAAUGUACCAGUUAAUUCAUGCAGCGUCUUGGAUACUGAAUCUGCUACAGUAUGAAGUUUUUCCACGUACWUUAACAUCUAUUUUGAGUUAAYAUACGUCUAUUUUAAAUCUUUUCCAUAAGGAUUCAGGUCAAACAUAAACUUUCCAUAACAGAGAGAAAAAAAUCCAACUAUUUGGACUAUUUUUAUUUUCAYGGUGUAAUAAAGUGAUAAAACAUUUAGUUUGAUUGUCUAAAUGGUUAAUAAAGGGCUGUUUUCAUGUGCAGUCCAACCUCUGAAUUACUCAAACAAG
Molecule: messenger RNA, 1678 nt
Organism: Poecilia reticulata (guppy)
Lineage: Eukaryota; Metazoa; Chordata; Actinopteri; Cyprinodontiformes; Poeciliidae
Source: RefSeq, a predicted model, not a curated record